AUGCGCUUGUUCCUAGUCGCGGUUUUGGCCGCUUAUUUGGCCUACGUAGCGGCUCAAACUGAAUCUAGCACGGUAACAUCUGUGACCACUCCAGUUAUAAAGGCGCAGCCAUGUUGUGAAAGUGUUCGUCAAACUCUAAUUGAAAUACGAAAAGAUAUACGCCUAUGGCUACUCGACAGGCUUUUCGGAAAACUAGUUCUUUUGCACGACGGAGAACUUCUCGGCAAUCCAAAUUAUGUGAAUUGUGUCAACGGAAAAAAGCAGCUACCACUCUUAGAUGGAAGCUCUAUUACAGAUCAAACUGCAUCUACUACAACUGUCGUAAAAGGCAUUCCGGGAUCCUCAUCGAGCACUGAUGGAAACUCUAACCAAUCCUCGAUCACGACGACAACCACAACGAAAACAUCGUCCAAUGAAGACCAGUCUACCACCUCAUCUGACCCAAUUGCGGAAUCUACUCAGGGAACAAGCGGAAAGAGCAGCUCCACUCAAUCUACGUCCUCUACCACAACUACCUCCUCUACGGCUCCAGUCGUAGAAGUUACUCAGGGAUCCUCUUCGAAUGCUGAUGGAAACUCUAACCAAUCCUCGACCACGACGACAACUACAACGACAACAUCAUCCGUUAAUGGCCAAUCUACCAGCUCAUCUGACCCAAUUGUUCAAUCAACUCAGGGAACAAACGGCGAUAGCAACUCCACCCAAUCUUCGUCCUCUACCACAACUACCUCCUCUUCGACUCCUGUCGUAGAAGUUACUCAGGGAUCCUCUUCGAAUGCUGAUGGAACCGCUACCCAAUCCUCGACCACGACAACUACAACGACUACAUCAUCCGAUGAUGGUCAAUCCACCACGUCAUCUGACCCGGUUGUGAAUGUCAGUCAAGGAACAAACGGCGAUAGCAACUCCACCCAAUCUUCGUCCUCUACCACAACUACCUCAUCUUCGACUCCUGUCGUAGAAGUUACUCAGGGAUCCUCUUCGAAUGCUGAUGGAACCGCUACCCAAUCCUCGACCACGACAACUACAACGACAACAUCAUCCGAUGAUGGUCAAUCCACCACGUCAUCUGACCCGGUUGUGAAUGUCAGUCAAGGAACAAACGGCGAUAGCAACUCCACCCAAUCUUCGUCCUCUACCACAACUACCUCCUCUUCGACUCCUGUCGUAGAAGUUACCCAGGGAUCUUCUUCAAAUACUAACGGAAACUCUAACCAAUCCUCGACCACGACGACAACAACAACGACCACAUCAUCCGACGAGGGUCAAUCCACCACGUCAUCUGACCCGGUCGUGGAAGUUAGUCAAGGAACAAACGGCGAUAGCAACUCCACCCAAUCUUCGUCCUCUACCACAACUACCUCAUCAUCCGACGAGGGUCAAUCCACCACGUCAUCUGACCCGGUCGUGGAAGUUAUCACUCAGGGAUCCUCUUCGAAUGCUGAUGGAACCGCUACUCAAUCCUCGACCACGACGACAACUACAACGACAACAUCAUCCGACGAGGGUCAAUCCACCACGUCAUCUGACCCGGUUGUGGUAGUCAGUCAAGGUACAAACGGCGAUAGCAACUCCACCCAAUCUUCGUCCUCUACCACAACUACCUCAUCAUCCGAUGAUGGUCAAACUACCUCCUCUUCGACUCCUGUCGUAGAAGUUACUCAGGGAUCCUCUUCGAAUGCUGAUGGAACCGCUACCCAAUCCUCGACCACGACAACUACAACGACUACAUCAUCCGAUGAUGGUCAAUCCACCACGUCAUCUGACCCGGUUGUGAAUGUCAGUCAAGGAACAAACGGCGAUAGCUACUCCACCCAAUCUUCGUCCUCUACCACAACUACCUCAUCAUCCGAUGAUGGUCAAACUACCUCCUCUUCGACUCCUGUCGUAGAAGUUACCCAGGGAUCUUCUUCAAAUACUAACGGAAACUCUAACCAAUCCUCGACCACGACGACAACAACAACGACCACAUCAUCCGACGAGGGUCAAUCCACCACGUCAUCUGACCCGGUCGUGGAAGUUAGUCAAGGAACAAACGGCGAUAGCAACUCCACCCAAUCUUCGUCCUCUACCACAACUACCUCAUCAUCCGACGAGGGUCAAUCCACCACGUCAUCUGACCCGGUCGUGGAAGUUAUCACUCAGGGAUCCUCUUCGAAUGCUGAUGGAACCGCUACUCAAUCCUCGACCACGACGACAACUACAACGACAACAUCAUCCGACGAGGGUCAAUCCACCACGUCAUCUGACCCGGUUGUGGUAGUCAGUCAAGGUACAAACGGCGAUAGCAACUCCACCCAAUCUUCGUCCUCUACCACAACUACCUCAUCUUCGACUCCUGUUGUAGAAGUUACUCAGGGAUCUUCUUCAAAUACUAACGGAAACUCUAACCAAUCCUCGACCACGACAACUACAACGACAACAUCAUCCGAUGAUGGUCAAUCCACCACGUCAUCUGACCCGGUUGUGAAUGUUAGUCAAGGAACAAACGGCGAUAGUAACUCCACCCAAUCUUCGUCCUCUACCACAACUACCUCAUCUUCGACUCCUGUCGUAGAAGUUACUCAGGGAUCCUCUUCGAAUGCUGAUGGAACCGCUACCCAAUCCUCGACCACGACAACUACAACGACAACAUCAUCCGACGAGGGUCAAUCCACCACGUCAUCUGACCCGGUUGUGGAUGUCAGUCAAGGUACAAACGGCGAUAGCAACUCCACCCAAUCUUCGUCCUCUACCACAACUACCUCAUCAUCCGAUGAUGGUCAAUCCACCACGUCAUCUGACCCGGUUGUGAAUGUCAAAGUUACUCAGGGAUCCUCUUCGAAUGCUGAUGGAACCGCUACCCAAUCCUCGACCACGACGACAACUACAACGACAACAUCAUCCGACGAGGGUCAAUCGACCACGUCAUCUGACCCGGUCGUGGAAGUCAGUCAAGGAACAAACGGCGAUAGCAACUCCACCCAAUCUUCGUCUUCUACCACAACUACCUCAUCUUCCACUCCUGUCGUAGAAGUUACUCCUGGUUCCUCUUCGAAUGCUAAUGGAAACUCCACACAAUCCUCGACCACGACGACAACUACAACGACAACAUCAUCCGACGAGGGUCAAUCAACCACGUCAUCUGACCCGGUCGUGGAAGUCAGUCAAGGAACAAACGGCGAUAGCAACUCCACACAAUCUUCGUCCUCUACCACAACUACCUCCUCUUCGACUCCUGUCGUAGAAGUUACUCAGGGAUCCUCUUCGAAUGCUAAUGGAACCGCUACCCAAUCCUCGACCACGACGACAACUACAACGACAACAUCAUCCGACGAGGGUCAAUCGACCACGUCAUCUGACCCGGUCGUGGAAGUCAGUCAAGGAACAAACGGCGAUAGCAACUCCACACAAUCUUCGUCCUCUACCACAACUACCUCCUCUUCGACUCCUGUCGUAGAAGUUACUCAGGGAUCCUCUUCGAAUGCUGAUGGAAACUCUACCCAAUCCUCGACCACGACGACAACUACAACGACAACAUCAUCCGACGAGGGUCAAUCCACCACGUCAUCUGACCCGGUUGUGGAUGUCAGUCAAGGUACAAACGGCGAUAGUAACUCCACCCAAUCUUCGUCCUCUACCACAACUACCUCUUCUUCGGCUCCCGUUGUAGAAGUCACUCAGGGAUCCUCUUCGAAUGCUGAUGGAAACUCUACACAAUCCUCGACCACGACGACAACUACAACGACAACAUCAUCCGACGAGGGUCAAUCAACCACGUCAUCUGACCCGGUCGUGGAAGUCAGUCAAGGAACAAACGGCGAUAGUAACUCCACCCAAUCUUCGUCCUCUACCACAACUACCUCUUCUUCGGCUCCCGUUGUAGAAGUCACUCAGGGAUCCUCUUCGAAUGCUGAUGGAAACUCUACCCAAUCCUCGACCACGACGACAACUACAACGACAACAUCAUCCGACGAGGGUCAAUCAACCACGUCAUCUGACCCGGUCGUGGAAGUCAGUCAAGGAACAAACGGCGAUAGCAACUCCACCCAAUCUUCGUCCUCUACCACAACUACCUCUUCUUCGGCUCCCGUUGUAGAAGUCACUCAGGGAUCCUCUUCGAAUGCUGAUGGAAACUCUACACAAUCCUCGACCACGACGACAACUACAACGACAACAUCAUCCGACGAGGGUCAAUCAACCACGUCAUCUGACCCGGUCGUGGAAGUCAGUCAAGGAACAAACGGCGAUAGCAACUCCACCCAAUCUUCGUCCUCUACCACAACUACCUCAUCUUCCACUCCUGUCGUAGAAGUUACUCAGGGUUCCUCUUCGAAUGCUGAUGGAAACUCUACCCAAUCCUCGACCACGACGACAACUACAACGACAACAUCAUCCGACGAGGGUCAAUCCACCACGUCAUCUGACCCGGUUGUGGAUGUCAGUCAAGGUACAAACGGCGAUAGUAACUCCACCCAAUCUUCGUCCUCUACCACAACUACCUCUUCUUCGGCUCCCGUUGUAGAAGUCACUCAGGGAUCCUCUUCGAAUGCUGAUGGAAACUCUACACAAUCCUCGACCACGACGACAACUACAACGACAACAUCAUCCGACGAGGGUCAAUCAACCACGUCAUCUGACCCGGUCGUGGAAGUCAGUCAAGGAACAAACGGCGAUAGUAACUCCACCCAAUCUUCGUCCUCUACCACAACUACCUCUUCUUCGGCUCCCGUUGUAGAAGUCACUCAGGGAUCCUCUUCGAAUGCUGAUGGAAACUCUACCCAAUCCUCGACCACGACGACAACUACAACGACAACAUCAUCCGACGAGGGUCAAUCAACCACGUCAUCUGACCCGGUCGUGGAAGUCAGUCAAGGAACAAACGGCGAUAGCAACUCCACCCAAUCUUCGUCCUCUACCACAACUACCUCUUCUUCGGCUCCCGUUGUAGAAGUCACUCAGGGAUCCUCUUCGAAUGCUGAUGGAAACUCUACACAAUCCUCGACCACGACGACAACUACAACGACAACAUCAUCCGACGAGGGUCAAUCAACCACGUCAUCUGACCCGGUCGUGGAAGUCAGUCAAGGAACAAACGGCGAUAGCAACUCCACCCAAUCUUCGUCCUCUACCACAACUACCUCAUCUUCCACUCCUGUCGUAGAAGUUACUCAGGGUUCCUCUUCGAAUGCUGAUGGAAACUCUACCCAAUCCUCGACCACGACGACAACUACAACGACAACAUCAUCCGACGAGGGUCAAUCAACCACGUCAUCUGACCCGGUCGUGGAAGUCAGUCAAGGAAGAAACGGCGAUAGUAACUCCACCCAAUCUUCGUCCUCUACCACAACUACCUCUUCUUCGGCUCCCGUUGUAGAAGUCACUCAGGGAUCCUCUUCGAAUGCUGAUGGAAACUCUACACAAUCCUCGACCACGACGACAACUACAACGACAACAUCAUCCGACGAGGGUCAAUCAACCACGUCAUCUGACCCGGUCGUGGAAGUCAGUCAAGGAACAAACGGCGAUAGCAACUCCACCCAAUCUUCGUCCUCUACCACAACUACCUCAUCUUCCACUCCUGUCGUAGAAGUUACUCAGGAUUCCUCUUCGAAUGCUAAUGGAAACUCCACACAAUCCUCGACCACGACGACAACUACAACGACAACAUCAUCCGACGAGGGUCAAUCAACCACGUCAUCUGACCCGGUCGUGGAAGUCAGUCAAGGAACAAACGGCGAUAGCAACUCCACCCAAUCUUCGUCCUCUACCACAACUACCUCUUCUUCGGCUCCCGUUGUAGAAGUCACUCAGGGAUCCUCUUCGAAUGCUGAUGGAAACUCUACCCAAUCCUCGACCACGACGACAACUACAACGACAACAUCAUCCGACGAGGGUCAAUCAACCACGUCAUCUGACCCGGUCGUGGAAGUCAGUCAAGGAACAAACGGCGAUAGCAACUCCACCCAAUCUUCGUCCUCUACCACAACUACCUCAUCUUCGACUCCUGUCGUAGAAGUUACUCAGGGAUCCUCUUCGAAUGCUGAUGGAACCGCUACCCAAUCCUCGACCACGACGACAACUACAACGACAACAUCAUCCGACGAGGGUCAAUCAACCACGUCAUCUGACCCGGUCGUGGAAGUCAGUCAAGGAACAAACGGCGAUAGCAACUCCACCCAAUCUUCGUCCUCUACCACAACUACCUCUUCUUCGGCUCCCGUUGUAGAAGUCACUCAGGGAUCCUCUUCGAAUGCUGAUGGAAACUCUACCCAAUCCUCGACCACGACGACAACUACAACGACAACAUCAUCCGACGAGGGUCAAUCAACCACGUCAUCUGACCCGGUCGUGGAAGUCAGUCAAGGAACAAACGGCGAUAGCAACUCCACCCAAUCUUCGUCCUCUACCACAACUAGCUCAUCUUCCACUCCUGUCGUAGAAGUUACUCAGGGUUCCUCUUCGAAUGCUGAUGGAACCGCUACCCAAUCCUCGACCACGACGACAACUACAACGACAACAUCAUCCGACGAGGGUCAAUCCACCACGUCAUCUGACCCGGUCGUGGAAGUCAGUCAAGGAACAAACGGCGAUAGCAACUCCACCCAAUCUUCGUCCUCUACCACAACUACCUCAUCUUCCACUCCUGUCGUAGAAGUUACUCAGGGUUCCUCUUCGAAUGCUAAUGGAAACUCCACACAAUCCUCGACCACGACGACAACUACAACGACAACAUCAUCCGACGAGGCUCAAUCCACCACGUCAUCUGACCCGGUCGUGGAAGUCAGUCAAGGAACAAACGGCGAUAGCAACUCCACCCAAUCUUCGUCCUCUACCACAACUACCUCUUCUUCGGCUCCCGUUGUAGAAGUCACUCAGGGAUCCUCUUCGAAUGCUGAUGGAAACUCUACCCAAUCCUCGACCACGACGACAACUACAACGACAACAUCAUCCGACGAGGGUCAAUCAACCACGUCAUCUGACCCGGUCGUGGAAGUCAGUCAAGGAACAAACGGCGAUAGCAACUCCACCCAAUCUUCGUCCUCUACCACAACUACCUCAUCUUCGACUCCUGUCGUAGAAGUUACUCAGGGAUCCUCUUCGAAUGCUGAUGGAACCGCUACCCAAUCCUCGACCACGACGACAACUACAACGACAACAUCAUCCGACGAGGGUCAAUCCACCACGUCAUCUGACCCGGUCGUGGAAGUCAGUCAAGGAACAAACGGCGAUAGCAACUCCACCCAAUCUUCGUCCUCUACUACAACUACCUCCUCUACGACACCUGUCUCACUCAAGGAUCCUCGAAGCCCUAAAUGGACUAAAACCUCAAAAACUUAUUCAUCGAAAACUAUAAAAAUUCCGAAGUCAAAAAGAAACUCUAGUUCAAGCGAAACUUCAACAACCGUAACGACAAAUACUUCCUCGACUCCUCAGACCAAAUUUUCGUGGUCAAGCUCGUCAAAGAAAUCGUAUAUUGGUGGCAAGUCUAAAAAAUAUUGGACCAAGCGCUGGAAUAAGAGGUCACGUAAAAAUAACGAUGGUAGUUCCACUAUUGUUGCAGAGGAAUCGUCUGAAUCAUUAACAGAUGCUGGCGUUGAUGGCACUAAUGGAAAUGACUUGAACGUUGUAGAUGCCAGUACAGAUGUUCAGAACAGCAAAACCAGCUCAACAUCUACUAAAAACACAAAAAAAUACUCGUCGAAGUCCUCUAGGGUCCCCAGGUCUAAUGGCCAGUCGAGUACCAGCACUACCAAAACUUCAAAAACCGUAACGACAAGCACUUCCUCAACACCCAACGUUAGUAGCUCAUCAAAGAAUUCUACCAAUGGUGGAAAAUCGGUCAAGACUUCGUCGACCACGAUAACAACAACUUCUUCAAAUCAGGGUCAAUCCAGCUCAGGUUUAUCCCCUGUUGUAAAAAUUACACAGAAAAUUCCACAAAACGAUAUUGAAAGCUUGAACCAGGUCACAACGACAACAUCAUCUGAAAGUCAAAUCGGCGUACCUUCUACCCCUGUUGUUAAAGUUACGAAGGAAGCCUCAAUUAGAAAUGGUGGGAGGACUACCCGAUCAUCAACCACAACAACCACAACCACCACGACCAAAGGAAGUAAUCAGUCAGGUAUCUUAACUCCUCCUGCAGUUGAUGCCAGCAUUGUGGCUAAUGGGCUAAAAUCGUCAACAACAACUACGACCACAUCCACAAAAGGAAGUAAAUCAUCUAAUACCUUGUCUCUACCGGAAGUUGAUGCCAGCUCAGCCGUCAACGGCGAAAAGUCCAUCUCAGCGUCGAUAAAACCAACAAACAUUUUGUCAAAGAUCGACUUGAGUCUGCCUAAACUUGAUGCCAGUCUGAAUGUUAAUAGUGGAAGGUCAAACUCUAGAUCAUCUACAACAACAACGACAACAUCCACAAAGGGAAGUAAAUCAUCCAAUACCUUGUCCCUACCGGAAGUUGAUGCUGGCAUAGCCAUUAACGGCGAUGAGUCCCACUCACAGAUAGACUUGAGUCUGCCCAAACUAGAUGCCAGUCUGAAUGUUAAUGGUGGAAGGUCAAGCUCUAGAUCAUCUACAACAACUACGACAACAUCCACUAAGGGAAGUAAGACAUCUCUACCGGGAGUUGAUGCCAUCAUAAAGACGAUUAAGGACACAAACAUUUUGUCAAAGAUAGACUCGAGUCUGCCUAAACUUGAUGCCAGUCUGAAUGUUAAUGGUGGAAGGUCAAGCUCUAGAUCAUCUACAACAACUACGAGAACAUCCACAAAGGGAACUAAAUCAUCCAAUACCUUGUCCGUACCGGAAGUUGAUACCAGCAUUAAGACGAUUAAGGACACAAACAUUUUGUCAAAGAUAGACUUGAGUCUGCCUAAACUUGAUGCCAGUCUGAAUGUUAAUGGUGGAAGGUCAAGCUCUAGAUCAUCUACAACAACUACGACAACAUCCACUAAGGGAAGUAAGACAUCUCUACCGGGAGUUGAUACCAUCAUAAAGACGAUUAAGGACACAAACAUUUUGUCAAAGAUAGACUUGAGUCUGCCUAAACUUGAUGCCAGUUUGAAUGGUAAUAGUGGAAGGUCAAGCUCUAGAUCUACAACAACAACUACGACAACAUCCACCAAAGGAAGUAAAUCGUCUGAAAUCUUGUCUGUACCGAGUGUUGAUGCCGGAAUAUCAGGAUCAUCAACUAGAACUUUUGAAAUAACCUCAAAGAACUCUGUAGCUCCCAAGUCUAGUUCUACAUCCAAAACUACGACAACGACUACUACAUCAAAAACUUCAUCGGUCCCAAAAACAGAGUCCAAAUACUCCUGGUCUAGUUCGUCGGAGAAAAAAUCGAACCCUAUUCGCUUAACCCUACCUACCAAUAACGUAGGUAUUUCAGUUGGCGGAGGAGAUUCUUCGGGCUCGUGGUCCAAGCUAAUUAAGAGGAGCACCAGCAGCGAUGAGACGAAUGCCAAUGAUGGUUCAUCACUUUCCGGUUCUAUUGUAGGUGCAGGUGGAUCCUGGUCUCAGCGAUCCGGAUUCUCUGGUGACAGUUCCAGUGGCAAGGGAUCUCAGGACAUUCGCAUUCGAUCGGCCCGGGGACAGACAGGAAACAAUGCUCAGUCCCAAAACACCAAUGCUUGGACCCAAAGCGCUUCCCAAGCCAGCGAAAGCUUGGCUAAUGGAGCAGUAUCUGCCGAUGGCCUGAAUGUGGAGGAAUCGCAGAGUUCCGAUGACGCAACCACGAUCCAAGGUGGCUCUGUCGGUGUAACCGGGCAAUAUCCAUACUGGUGGGGCAAUGGCCGUUGGGUUGGAGCCAGGCCAAGUUGGAGAUAUGGAUGGCGUCCUUAUGGAAGCGGCUGGGGCGGAUGGAACAGUCAAUAUUAGAGUUGGUCCGUGAGAAUGGCUAAGGCCAAGGUAAAACGGAGCAUGACUUUAAUGUACACGAUUGUAAAAUAUAUGCAUACGAAUAUUAGAAAAUGUCUUCAUUUUUGGGGUAUCUACGUGUAUACUAGUUGAUAAGAAAUACUUUUUAAAUGAUUACAAAUGUAAGCAAGCGUUCAUUCUUAAGAAACUUCUUAAAUAUAAAAAGUUCUUUAUGACAUCUCAUAAAUAAAAAGGGCUUUAAGAUUC
Molecule: messenger RNA, 10101 nt
Organism: Drosophila teissieri
Lineage: Eukaryota; Metazoa; Arthropoda; Insecta; Diptera; Drosophilidae
Product: serine-rich adhesin for platelets
Exons: 13
Coding region: 1-9855 (3284 amino acids)
Source: RefSeq, a predicted model, not a curated record